Messenger RNA from Ambispora gerdemannii, 1084 nucleotides. NCBI's taxonomy places the organism in Eukaryota, Fungi, Glomeromycota, Glomeromycetes, Archaeosporales, Ambisporaceae. The record is from the annotation of a GenBank genome assembly.
AUGUUACGUCCCUAUCAUUACGUCACACAGAAAGUAGCCCAUAAGAAACAACAGCUGAAACUUAACAUAACACAAUGUCCACCACUCUCUCCUCGACCCACUCCAAAAUCUGUACAUGAUUUACGUCCAGACGAUAUUAAAUAUGUUAUGGCGUUGGGUGAUAGUAUUACGGCCGCAUUCGCUGCUAAGGGCAAAUAUCAUGGUCAUCCAUUGAACAUUCACAACAUUUUUGAGAAUCGAGGCGUUAGUUUUGUAAUUGGUGGAGAUGAAGAUGCUCAAUCUGUAGCGAAUUUUAUUAAAUUCUAUCGAGCGGAUGUGGUUGGUUCUUCUGUAGGUGAUCAUCUGGUUGAAGUUUGUGCUGGCAAAUUUUGCCCAGGAAAUCAAUAUCGACCAAAAUUAGAUCGACUUAAUGCUGCACAAUCUGGCGCAUCAGUAAUAAAUCUCGGGCAUGAAAUGAAUUAUUUAUUGGAACGUAUUGAAGAAUUACAAGUAGACAAAUCAAGCUUCAAGUUUCUGAACCUAUUCAUCGGCUCAAAUGACAUAUGCAAUGGCUGCAAAAUUGAUCGAGUUUCCCCUCGUGUUUUUGAAGCGUUUAUUCGAGAUACACUUGACUCCAUCGAAUCUAAAAUCCCAAAUACAAUUGUUAAUAUCUUGGGAGUAUUUAAUGUAUCGCAAGUGUACAAAUUUGCCCACGGACAACAGUAUUGUCGUUGGUUUAAAUUUUUGCCGCAAAUUCAGUUCGGUUGUGCGUGUGCUUUUUUACCAGGUGAAAUUGGUAAAUAUUAUCGCAAGAAAAUGGAUGAGAUCACAUUACAAUACAAUAAAGUCAUCAAAAGAAUAGUCGCUGAUUAUGCGUCACGUCCACCAAAUCAUUCUUUUGGCCUUUCCUAUCAUCCAUUUGAAUUAAACCUAUUGUCAUUUCCUAUUGAGAGUGUUACUGAUGUUGACUGUUUUCACCCUAGUGUCAGCAUGCAUCAAUACAUUGCCAAAGUAUUAUGGAACAAUUUACCGAUUGAUCUGUCAUUGCGCGUUCCAAUUAUCUGGAAUCCAAAAAUUGGUACUCGUUGUUUUACGGACGAAGAUC